Hydatigera taeniaeformis is the source of this 495-nucleotide messenger RNA. The record is from the annotation of a GenBank genome assembly. NCBI's taxonomy places the organism in Eukaryota, Metazoa, Platyhelminthes, Cestoda, Cyclophyllidea, Taeniidae.
AUGCUGAAUGACAUCGAGGGCGAUGGCCAGGAGAUCAGAAAGACCUUUAACCAAAUAAGAAUGGAGAUGGAGCGCAAAAAUAUUGUUAGCUCUCUGCAAUCCCAACCACCGCAAAUCCACAAGAGAGCAGGUGUGUCGGACAUGGAGUCGACCCGGAGUGGAGGCUACUCGAGUUCUCACAUGAAUGGCAGUGAGACGCCUGGUUAUGCACAGCACCGAACUCCAAGCGGACCUGUUGGUUCGGGCGAGGACGCCUCGACUCACCAAACCAUCAAUCAAGGCGGUAACAAGGAGGGCAGAGGAAAUGCUCCAGCUGGACUGGCUCAAAUUAGACAAACUCUUGCUCUCCCUGAUCUUCAACUCAGUCACGUGACUGUCUUCACAGAUCGUGCCGAGCUAGUAAGGACAAUCACUCCGGUCUUCAAGGCGGGCGAGAUUGUUGAGAUGCUCUUCGAAAAUGUCUCUACGGCUAUUGAUAAGGACUCAAUUAGGUAG